AUGUUUUUCCGUGUAGAGACAGAAAAUGCGCGGUUACAUAGCACGAUCUCGCCAAAGAAACUGAUCCGCGAAAUUGCAACAAAUUUAUCACGAACAGACAACAGGAAAACUGGCAAUCUACUCAUUUUGAUUUUUUGUAUCAUAAAUAUACAUAUUUUGGUAAAAUUUUCCCAGAGCACGGAUAAUUUCCUUCAUCAAGACCAGCUCCAAGAUCAAGAUCUGUUUCUGUUUACGGAAACCGCUGGACGGAAAACACUCUUGGCGGUAAAUUUUAUUCCACGCGCGAAUGAUCGUAGGCAUUCCGAGCGAAUGGUUUUGAGCUAUUUUCGUCUUCGGGGAUCGAUUUUACAUCUCUGCCGCCGUGUUUCAACCGGUGAAGUGGUAAUGGAAGCUGGAAAAAGAGCUGCAGCGAGAUAUGCUGUGGACACAUAUGUAAAGGAUAAUCAAGCACUAGGAAUAGGCUCUGGAUCAACAAUAGUAUAUGCAGUCGAACGUAUUGCUGAAAGAGUGAAAGAUGAAAAGCUGCAUUUACUUUGUGUUCCAUCAUCAUUCCAAGCCCAGCAGCUGAUCACACAACACAACCUGACGCUUAGUGAUCUUGACAGAACGCCUGAGUUAGAUGUUGCUAUUGAUGGAGCUGAUGAUGUGGAUAGCAACUUAAGUGCCAUUAAAGGAGGAGGAGGCUGUUUAACCCAAGAGAAGAUAGUAGCAGCUUGUGCUAAACAAUUUAUUAUCAUUGCGGAUGACAGGAAGGAUUCUAAGCAGCUUGGUGAAGCAUUCAAGAAGGGAAUUCCAGUUGAAGUGAUCCCUAUGGCAUAUGUACCUGUGAUGAAAAAAAUAGAGAAACUUGGGCUUAAACCAAUCCUUAGAAUGGCACGAGCUAAAGCAGGUCCUGUGGUGACUGAUAAUAGCAAUUUCAUCAUUGAUUGCCAGUUUGACAAGGUUUAUGACUGGAAAGAACUAAACACGCAAUUGAAUUUAAUACCAGGGGUGGUAGAGACGGGGCUGUUUGUUGGUAUGGCGGAAUGUGCCAUAUUUGGAAAACCGGAUGGCACCAUCACUAAAAGAUAGCUUGACAUUUUCUGAUUCAAACACACUUGCUGGACAACGCCACGCAAGUGCAUAUGGACAAACGUUUUUUUCGUCGAUGUAAGGCACUUUUGUUUUUUAUAAGGCAAAGUCUGAAUUUUUCAUAAUACUGCUACUUGUAGAGCAAUGUACUGUGCCGAAUAAUACUUUUUAGCUUGCAAUGCCGGUAGGUUUUUGGACGCUCGAUGAAAACAGAGGUAGCAGGUCCUAGGAAACCAACUUCGAAACUUUGAUAGGAACCUCCUGGAGGUUCCGCCGCAUGGUUUUUGCGGUUCUGCCACCUGGCGCAUCAAAGGGCAAACAAAAGUUGCAGUUCGGCAUGCUAUGAACUUUUAUUGGGGGGAGGUGGUGGAAGAGCAUGCGCUCUUUACGUUGAGAGUCACUCAUUUUUGAAUGCAUUUUUGAUGU
Molecule: messenger RNA, 1497 nt
Organism: Pocillopora verrucosa
Lineage: Eukaryota; Metazoa; Cnidaria; Anthozoa; Scleractinia; Pocilloporidae
Product: ribose-5-phosphate isomerase-like
Biological process (GO): D-ribose metabolic process; pentose-phosphate shunt, non-oxidative branch
Cellular component (GO): intracellular membrane-bounded organelle
Molecular function (GO): ribose-5-phosphate isomerase activity
Source: RefSeq, a predicted model, not a curated record